UCUCUUUAUUUCCCGAAUCCCCUAAUCAAAAUCCUCAAUUACACAAUGGAAUUCGUUUAAACCUUUCCCCCAAUUCACAAGAGCGCGCGCCUCGCCGCCGCCGCCGUCGUUUCAAAUCCCUCUGCAGAUUUAUGCAUACCACUUGUCGAUAAUGGAGGAGACGACUCUCACGACUCCCACGACUUCCUUUCCCCCUCAGAAAAUCCCCAAAUCGGGGCCCAAGCAGCCGGCGGCCGGCCACCGGAGCUCCGCCGCGGCUAAACAGAUCCACUCCGACGCCCCCGCCGCGGGGCAGGCGGCGUACCGCCUCCUGUGCCACGUGCACACCGCCGGCGGCGUGAUUGGGAACUCCGGCUCCAUAAUCAAGCAGCUGGAAACCCUAACCGGCUCGAGGAUACGCUUCGAGGAGGGCAUCCCCAAUUGUCACGAGCGCGUGGUCAACAUCGUCGGCGAGGGCGCGAUGGAGAGGAAGAUAUCCGUCGGCGGAGGCGAGGACGAGGAUACGGUGAGCGUCUCGAGAGCGCAGGAGGGCUUGAUUAGGGUUUUUGAGAGGGUUUUGGAGGUGGAAGGGAGUGCUGGGAAAAAUGACAAUGGAGGAGACGAUAGCGAACAUCGCAACAACAACAAUAACGGAUUGAUUGUUUGCCGGUUACUAGCUCCGACAGUUCAGAUCGGAGCGCUGAUGGGAAAGGGGGGCAAAAUUGUCGCCGCCAUUCGCAAAAGCACGGGGGCGAAAAUUCGUGUUUUCAAGAAAGAGCAGGUUCCCCCUUGUGCUGCACCGGAAGAGGAGCUGAUUCAGAUUGUGGGUGGACUUCUCGCUGUUAAGAAAGCACUGCUUGCUGUUUCUCGUCGUCUCCAGGAUAGAAUCCUUGGUGAAGGAGCUCCUGGCCAUAUAUCCACUCAUGGGGCAUUACAAAAUUCAUACUCAGAUUUCAAUGUGAAAAACAAUACUUCCACACUGCCUGUUUCUGAUACUGCUGUUGAGCAUUGUUCUGUUGACCAUUCUUUGUCGGCAGACACUGAAAAGUAUCUUAAUGUAGAUGAUAAAAGCUCUCUGAAGAAAGUUAUCUUCCGAUUUCUUUGCUCUAGUGGAAUUGCUGGUGGUGUCAUUGGAAAGGGUGCCAACAUUGUCAAAUAUUUGGAAAAAGAAACUGGAGCUUCUAUAAAGUUUGCAUCUCCAGUGUCGGGGUCAAGGGAACGCCUUGCCAUCAUCUCUUCUUUGGAGAGUCCAAAUCCGCUGUAUUCUCCUGCACAGAUCGCUAUUGUCCGUGUUUUUUCCAGAUGCGUCGAAGUUGCCCUGGACCAGGGGGCGAUAGUGAGCUUCGGCCGUGGGGAGAGUGUAUCAGCAAGAAUUCUCGUUUCAUCGAGCCAGCUUAGCAGUAUACUGGAUGGGGCCGGAAAGCUUGCUACAGAUAUAAGUCUUGCAUCAGGUGCUGAGAUACAACUAAUGGGAGCGGAUCUUCCAGAUUUUGCUGGAAUUGGCGAUAAUGUGGUCCAGAUUUCAGGUGACUAUGAAAACGUUAAGAGUGCUCUAUUUCAACUUGCUGGGAGGCUUCGGGAGAAUUUCUUUUCUAGAAUAGGAUACAAAGGAGCAGGAAGCAGACAUAGUUUGUACUCAACUGUUUCCAGCAGCAUUCCUAUUGGUGGAGAGGGAGCUUUUUCAACACAAUCUGCACAACUGUCUAGACUUUCCCAUAUUGAUGAAUUGGACCACCUUGGAUUUGUGCAGAAAUCAAGCAGCUCUUGGCUACCAGGAUUGCAGUGGGAACUGGCAAACAACAUAGAGAGUAAACCAAGACUCGUUGAUGGUUCUAAAGAAACUUUUCCCAGUGGGUUCAAGCGAGAAAGCAAUAUUGUGAAUGAGGGGUCAGAACAAAAGGUCGAAGUUGUGGUUCCCAAGGAAAAGUUUAGCUCUGUGUAUGGUGACGAUGGAAGCAACCUGACUCGUUUAAGAGAGAUAUCAAGUGCAGUCGUGACAGUGGUAGAUCCCAGCCCUGGGGAAAGCAGCGGUAAGGUGAUCAUAUCAGGGACACCCGAAUGCAUCCGGAUUGCUCAGAGCCUACUUCAAGCAUUCAUCUCAUUUUGAUGGAGACUGCGUUCUAGGCUGCGAUCGUUUACAUCCGCGGUAAAUAGUGAGUGCUAGCAUAGCACGUUUUAACUGUGAUUAAAGUAGUGUUUCCCACAUCAGCACCUAUCUGAGGUGUUUUGUAUGGUAGAUGAAGAUCUUUUAACGUGAUUUGAUGUAAAUCCUUUGUAAUGCCACUGGGAUAGUUUCACCUUUGCAGCUGUAAUUAUUAUGGUAACGACGGAUCUUUUGAGUGUGGAUGAUAACUGAUAGUCUUGAUUCGUCUGUAAAAAGAGGAGUGAGCUUCAAAUUUAGUGUUUGGAAAAUGCACUUUGCACAA
Salvia hispanica is the source of this 2405-nucleotide messenger RNA. Its product is annotated as RNA-binding KH domain-containing protein RCF3-like. The record is from RefSeq and is a predicted model, not a curated record. Lineage: Eukaryota; Viridiplantae; Streptophyta; Magnoliopsida; Lamiales; Lamiaceae. Gene Ontology annotation, molecular function: RNA binding.